Messenger RNA from Ustilaginoidea virens, 2589 nucleotides. RefSeq lists its product as uncharacterized. Gene Ontology annotation, cellular component: vacuolar proton-transporting V-type ATPase, V0 domain; vacuolar proton-transporting V-type ATPase complex; fungal-type vacuole membrane. The transcript is spliced from 5 exons. Gene Ontology annotation, molecular function: proton-transporting ATPase activity, rotational mechanism; ATPase binding. Lineage: Eukaryota; Fungi; Ascomycota; Sordariomycetes; Hypocreales; Clavicipitaceae. Gene Ontology annotation, biological process: vacuolar acidification; proton transmembrane transport. The coding region runs from base 1 to 2589 and encodes 862 amino acids. The record is from RefSeq and is a predicted model, not a curated record.
AUGGCUCCUAAGCAGGACACUCCGUUCCGCUCGGCGGAUAUGAGCAUGGUGCAGCUGUAUGUCUCCAACGAAAUCGGUCGGGAGGUAGUCACAGCACUUGGAGAGCUUGGAUUGUGCCAGUUUCGUGACUUAAACGAGGAUGUUAGUGCUUUCCAGCGAACCUACACCCAGGAAAUCCGACGUCUUGACAAUGUGGAACGCCAGCUGCGAUACUUUCACGCUCAAAUGGAAAAGGCAGGGAUUACUCUCCGGAAGCUGGAUCUGGACACUGAGAGGCUUGCGUCACCCUCGACAUCCGAGAUUGAUGAGCUCGCCGAGCGAAGCCAGAAACUCGAACAGCGGAUUUUUGCUCUCAACGAUAGCUACGAGACCCUCAAGAAGCGGGAGGGCGACCUCACCGAAUGGAGAUGGGUGCUUAGAGAGGCCGGCAGCUUCUUCGAUCGAGCUCAUGGCAACGUUGAGGAGAUUAGGGCUUCAACCGACAAUGACGAUGCCCCGCUCCUUUCAGACGUUGAGCAGCACCGAGAUGCCCCCGAAGUUGAACGGUCUUUCUCUGGGAUGAACAUUGGAUUCGUGGCCGGUGUCAUUGCUAGGGAGCGUGUGGCCGCCUUUGAACGGAUAUUGUGGCGAACAUUGCGUGGUAACUUGUACAUGAACCAGUCCGAGAUCCCCGAGCCGCUGGUGGAUCCUACCAACAAUGAGUCCAUCAACAAGAACGUCUUCGUCAUCUUUGCCCACGGCAAGGAGAUUCUCGCCAAGAUUCGCAAGAUCUCCGAAUCUAUGGGUGCCGAGGUGUACAAUGUUGACGAGAAUAGCGAUCUUCGACGGGACCAGAUCCACGAAGUCAACGGUCGCUUGCAGGAUGUGCAAAGUGUGCUUCGGAACACGCAGACCACCCUUGCUGCCGAGCUCAACCAAAUCUCCCAGUCUCUCUCAGCCUGGAUGGUCCUUAUCGCCAAGGAAAAGGCCGUGUACAGCACUCUCAAUCUGUUUUCAUACGAUCGCGCGAGGCGGACUCUGAUUGCGGAGGCGUGGUGCCCGACAAACGACAUGCCUUUGAUCAGGUCUACCCUUCAGGACGUUACCAACCGAGCCGGUCUUUCCGUGCCUUCCAUCGUCAACGAAAUCCGCACAAACAAGACGCCGCCAACCUACCUCAAGACGAACAAGUUCACGGAAGGUUUCCAGACCAUCGUCAACGCCUAUGGUACCGCCACCUACCAAGAAGUCAACCCCGCUAUGCCGGUGUUUGUCACCUUUCCCUUUCUCUUCGCCGUCAUGUUUGGUGACUUUGGCCACGCCGUCAUCAUGCUGUCUGCCGCCCUUGCCAUGAUUUACUGGGAAAAGCCGCUGAAGAAGGUAACUUUCGAGCUCUUCGCCAUGAUAUUCUACGGCCGGUACAUUGCACUGGUUAUGGCGGUCUUUUCGAUAUUCACUGGCCUCAUUUACAACGACGUCUUCUCAAAGUCCAUGACCCUGUUUCCGAGCGCCUGGGAGUUGGUAAGGAAGAAAAACUGGCAACCGGGAGACACAGUCGAGGCCGUGCUGAACCCGCACGGAUAUCGAUAUCCAUUUGGUCUGGACUGGGCAUGGCACGGCUCAGAGAAUGCUCUUUUAUUCAGCAACAGUUACAAGAUGAAGAUGAGCAUCAUCCUCGGAUGGGCUCACAUGACAUAUUCUCUCUGCUUCUCGUACAUCAACGCCCGGCAUUUCAAAAGGCCAAUUGAUAUCUGGGGCAACUUUGUUCCCGGGAUGAUCUUCUUUCAGUCCAUCUUCGGUUACCUGGUUGUCUGCAUCAUCUACAAGUGGACUGUUGAUUGGACAAACCCGGACCCUGCAAUUGGAGGACAGCCUCCCGGGCUGCUAAACAUGCUCAUUUACAUGUUCCUUCAACCGGGCAAGCUGGACGUGCAACUAUACAAGGGUCAAGCUACUGUGCAGACUUUUCUCCUCUUGCUGGCAUUUGCCCAAGUUCCAGUUCUCCUCUUCCUCAAGCCAUUUUACCUACGAUGGGAGCACAACCGAGCUAGAGCCAAGGGAUAUCGAGGUAUCGGCGAGACGUCCCGGGUUAGCGCUCUGGAUGGCGACGAUGAGAACGAGGGUCUGGUCAACGGCCACGGCAAUAGCUUUGACGGAAACGGCCAAGGUGUGGCCAUCAUCUCCCAGAACAUUGACCAAGAGCACGAGGAGUUUGAGUUUAGCGAGGUUAUGAUACAUCAAAUCAUUCAUACUAUCGAAUUUUGCUUGAAUUGCGUUUCCCACACUGCUUCCUACCUCCGUCUGUGGGCUCUGUCCCUGGCUCACCAGCAGCUCAGUAUUGUGCUGUGGGACAUGACUCUCGGCAACACCCUGACUGUGGGCGGCGCACUCGGGGUCGUGAUGAUUGUCGCGGGUUUCUACCUGUGGUUCUUCCUGACCAUCGCCAUUCUGGUUUGUAUGGAAGGCACCAGCGCCAUGUUGCACUCUCUCCGACUGGCAUGGGUCGAGUCCUUUUCCAAGUUUGCCGAGUUUGCCGGCUGGCCUUUUGCUCCGUUUUCCUUCAACACCCUUUUGGAAGAGUCGGAGGACUUGAAGGAGUUUCUGGGAUGA